AUGGCAAACGCCGGAAUCCAACUUCUUGGCUUCUCGCUGGCUUUUCUGGGCUUGAUCGGCACCAUCGCGUCCACGGUUAUGGUGGAGUGGAAGGCUUCGUCCUACGCGGGAGACAACAUCAUCACGGCUCAGGCCCUCUACGAAGGUCUCUGGAAGUCGUGCGCGUCGCAGAGCACGGGUCAAGUUCAGUGUAAAGUCUACGAUUCGAUUCUGCAACUACCAGCCAUUGUUAUAGGCACGAGAGGACUGAUGUUGGCGGCCGUUUUGCUCUGCCUAAUUGCCGUCUUGGUGGCGAUGGUGGGUAUGAAGUGCACCACGUGCCUGGCGGACCAGCCGGAGCAAAAAGACAAAGUGGCGCUGACCAGCGGUAUCAUCAUGGUGAUAGCAGGCCUUCUGGCUCUGGUGGGGACAUCUUGGUACGGCCACAGAAUAGCCCAGGACUUUUACAACCCCUUCACGCCGACCAAUUCCAAGUACGAAUUUGGAAGCGCCCUCUUCGUGGGAUGGGGAGCCGCCGUCCUCAUGAUGAUCGGGGGAGGCUUCCUGUGCUGCAACUGCCCCAAGAAGAACUCGGGGGGAGCGCCGCGUUAUCCGCGAUCCAACGCGGCUAGCAACUCGGGCAAAGACUACGUGUAG
Nerophis lumbriciformis (worm pipefish) is the source of this 636-nucleotide messenger RNA. The record is from RefSeq and is a predicted model, not a curated record. NCBI's taxonomy places the organism in Eukaryota, Metazoa, Chordata, Actinopteri, Syngnathiformes, Syngnathidae.